This is a messenger RNA of Ixodes scapularis (black-legged tick), 3198 nucleotides long. RefSeq names its product arf-GAP domain and FG repeat-containing protein 1 (gene drongo). Bases 77 to 1726 code for a protein of 549 amino acids. Gene Ontology annotation, molecular function: GTPase activator activity. The transcript is spliced from 9 exons. Lineage: Eukaryota; Metazoa; Arthropoda; Arachnida; Ixodida; Ixodidae. The record is from RefSeq and is a predicted model, not a curated record.
GACAUCCGCCACACUGGCAUCACCAGGGCGGCGUCACGAUCGCUGAUGCUCGGCGACUUCCGGUUGGCGAUUCAAAAUGGCCGCCAGAAAGAGAACGCAAGAGGAGAAGAAUUUAAAAACUCUUCGAGAACUCGCCGCUUUGCCAGCGAAUAAGCAAUGUUUCGACUGCCACCAGCGGGGGCCAACUUACAUAAACAUGACAGUAGGAUCCUUCGUUUGUACGUCGUGCAGCGGAAUCCUACGCGGCUUGAAUCCCCCCCAUCGUGUCAAAUCCAUCACCAUGACGACAUUCACACCAGAAGAAAUAGAGCAAAUAAAAAACAAGGGAAAUGAGUACUGCAAGUACGUCUGGCUGGGCCUGUACGACUCGCGGUGCCCGAUGGAGCCGGACUCGAGGGACGAGCAACGCACGAGAGACCUGAUGAUCCAGAAGUAUGAGCGCAAGCGCUGGUACGUCGACCCCGAGAUCGCCAUGCAGAAGAUGAACGCCGAACGCCAGCAGAGCAGGGUUGUCCAGUCUCCGGUCGGCAACAGCGUGGCCCCCAACAGCGUGGUUUCCAACAACGUGGUAGCCAACAACAUCGUCGCAGCCAAUAACUUGGUCCACUCCAAUUCGGCCGUGCCGGACACGAAGCCCCUUUCAAGUCUUUUGGGCAAGAACAGCCUGCCUCUAGUCAUUCACAAGUCACAGCCUUCCACUCCAAGCUCGGCGACGUGGCCAACGCCAAUCUCGUCUGCGGCCGCCACGACCACUGGCAGCCAGCCACUGUUCAAGUCCAACGUAGACAUUUUCGGAGCUUUUGGAGGGGACCCCUUCAGCUCUGGCUCCGUCGGAUCAACCCCCACAGUUCCUGCAAAAGCAUCCCCAUUCUCUGCAAAUGGAAACUUUGCCAACUUUGACAGCGUCUUCUCAGCCAAUGCAGAACCGCAGCCUUGUACACCCCCCGUUGCCAACAGCAGCAGCAACCACAAUCACAUGCCCGUGACAGAAGGCGGCGGAUUCGUCGCGGCCUUUCCACCAAUCUCGCAGCCGCCGGCCACAGCCACGAGCCUAGCCGUGGCCUCUCCCGUGACGGGGGCGUCGGGAGAUCCCCCACAGACUAAGGUGCCCUCAGCGGACCGCUACGCGGCGCUAGCCGACCUGGACAACCUGUUCCAUCAGGAGACUCCCUCCCAGCCGCAGCCACAGCCUCAGCCCCAGCCGCAACAGCAGCCGCUGCCGCAGCCAACGUACGGUGCCGCGACAUCUGCCUUCGGGGCCCCGCCUGCAUCUGCGACCUCGAACCCGUUUGCCGCACCUGCUCCAGUCUGGGGCAUGGGCCAGCCACAGCCCCAGCCGUCCCAAAACUCGGCCUUUGGGACUCCAAACCCUUUCGAAGGCAUGGCACCAGCAGCCAUGGGUGGAGUCUUUGGAGGCCUGGACAACGGCACGGGCAGCAGCAUGGUCCCGGCAGCUCCCAUGGGGGGCGUGUUCGGCACCGGAGCCCCACCCAACGGCUAUGCCAUGGCCCCGCCAGCGGUGGCGCAGCAGAAGGGGGUGUACCCCGGCUGGGGUGUGGCCUCGCCCCCUGGGGGAGUGGUCUCUCCGCCCGGUGGAGUCAAUGCCUGGGGCAAGGUGGGCAGUGCCAUGAGCCACGACUGGUCCCAGAUGGCUGCGCCGGCUCCGGUCAAUCCCUUCCUGGGCGGCCAAAUGCCAAGGACGAACUCCAGCAACCCAUUCCUCUGAUAGCAGGCACCGAAACAAGUCGCUCGACCGUGGGGCGGCGUUGGGGGAACAGCCGGGGGACUACGGACGAGGAGGCUUUUUUUGUUCCAGCGUCAACCGCGCUUAGGUUUUUGCCUGCAAUUGAUCUUCUCGCCCUAGAGGACGGUUUCGAUGUCGUCGCUCUCUCAGCAGUGAUCUUUCUCCCACCUUCUUCUCUUCUCCGCCCUUCUUUUUCUCCUCUUUUUGUAAAAGAAGCGCUGCGUCUUUGUCUAGUCUCGUUUUCUCGUCGCGCGAGGAAGAAGAAACAUGUUCAGAGCUCGGAGGGAAGUAAAAAGAAAAACACGAGUCAAAGCAGUUUUCAGGUUUUUUUUUUCUUCCGCUCUCUUCCUCUUUCUGGCGAGUGUUGUUACGCUUGUUCCCGCCCGUUCUCUACAACGGCGGGAAGCCACAUUGGAGUGCUUUUUGCGCAAAGUUUACAUCCUUUUUUUUUUUUUUUAACCGACUUUAACUUGUUACCUGGUACAUAACGUGUUUAGAAUGCCAGCUUUUUCGUAUUGCCAGCGAGAUUGACGUUGUUGAAGAUGGCGGUUUUACCGAAAAACAAACAUCAUCUCCCCGUGGGCUUUGACAUGUCCAAGGGGAAACAUUUUAAGGAUGGGGGGAGAGGGAGGAAUGUCAACAGUGGUUGUGAGCUAGAGGGGUUCUCUUUUUCUCUUUUCUAAGUGCAUCUUUUGCUCCCUUCGCAACCACUGGUAACCCAACACGAGAGUGGUCGUUACUUGAGAACGUCUUAUCGCAGCGUUGACUUCGUGGUCGCCAAAUUUUUUUUAUUGAGCCGUAGAAAAGAACUAAUUGUGGGGCAUUAUUAUUAUUACUGUAGGCACGUUUUAAGUAUCUCGUUUUCUUUUUUGUCUGGAAGCAUUGCGUUCUUGACACAGUAAACUGCGGUUUUUCUCGAGGUAGGCAAAGACUGCAUUGACGAAAUUCCAACGAGGCACACAGUACGACUUUUUGAACUGGGAUAACGGUUAAUUUUUUUUUUUUUUUUUACUACUAAUCUAACACAGGCUGCACUUGGUGCUUUGUCUAGUGCGACGCGUGGGGAAGGACCAGAUUUCUUUUGCUGUGUCGAGAACUUCGUCCAAAUUGUGCUUCCAGUUUGAGCGUUUACGUUGGCUGCGUUCUGCCCGUAUAGUAAAAGAGCUGGUCUCGUGCAUCCAUCUGUUCAUCUGUUUUUGGUCUCCGAGCGGGGACGUCUUCGAGGCCAGCGAUGCAAGCGUUGUAGCGGGUAGUGUCGCACAGAUCCCGAGGUAUCGAAAGUGAGUAAAGAAUACCAAGUUGUGUGUACAUACAAUAAAAAAAAAGAAAAGAAGGCUUUAAGAGCAUGUAGCAUGUGUUAUAUGCCACUAUUCCAAAAAUUGUUUAUUACAAGCAGUUUUUUUUUUUGUUUUUUUUGCGUCUUUGCAAUAAAUAGUGUAGCAUGCUUUCGUAAA